Molecule: messenger RNA, 861 nt
Organism: Cladocopium goreaui
Lineage: Eukaryota; Dinophyceae; Suessiales; Symbiodiniaceae
Source: the annotation of a GenBank genome assembly
AUGUCGAGUCCAGGCCCUCGAUUAAUGGACUCCGUGGGUGCCGCCGAGUCCAAGAGCUUGACGUGUCCCUCCACACCACCCACUUGGAGUUUAUCCAAGGGCACGCCCCGGGCCCAUCCUCGUUCUUCGAGAGGCACCAGGCUCUCGCCCUCGGCUUCUCGGCGCUGCUCAGAUGGUGGCCGAGGUGAUGUAUCGCUCUGCGUGCGCCUGAAGCCGGGCUAUGAAGAGGAGACAGCCUUCGUCGAUGGUGAGACAGUUCGAUUGAAGCCGCUGGUGGACAAGGGUUUGCUGAGUUUCCUGGGGGACACGCCGAACAAACGCUCCGAUGGCGACGGUGAGUGGAGUGUGUGUUGUGAUCACGCCUUUGGAACGCAGGCCACACAGGAGGAGCUCUACGACACCGCUGUGGCACCCAUCGUGGAUGCCGUGUCCAAGGGAUACAACGGGGCGGUCAUCGCCUAUGGCCAGACUGGAUCUGGCAAGACCUAUAGCAUGAUCGGCUCGAAGACUGGCCCUGCCCGUGGUGUGGCACCACGCGCCAUCGCAGGGGUCUUCGCGGGACUGCGCAAGGCUGCAUGGCGGAUCGAGGUGUCUGUGCUGGAAGUUUACAACGAGAAGGUGCGAGACCUGUUGGCACCUGGAAGCACGGUGACCACCGUUGAUGUGCAUGAAGUUCGUGAGAAUGGCGGAGGAUUGCUGAGUUUCCGAUGUCCUGAAGCCAUCACGUGGAUCGCUCGAUCUCCAGAGGAGGCCAUGGCAGCUCUGAUGGAGGUCUGGCAAUGUCUGGCAUAUCAAACCACACCCACAGUCACCGGCUUGGGCCGCUUUCGCUUCAGCUUCGGAAUAUUAGAACGGCAGUAA